AUGAGGCUGCUUGAAUUCCCGGACGGCAACCUCGGCCUGUCUGUCUCCAGGGAGAACGUGGCAACGCUAGAUCUCUGGUGUCUACAGGAUUACCGGAACAAGGUUUGGGUGCUCAAGCACCAGAUUCAACUGGCGCUCCAACAGAUGCCGGCUCUACUGCAGGAUGAACAUCUUUGGAUUCCAGCUGUUGUCUCACCAGAAGGGGAUGUGCUGAUCGAGUCCCGGUAUGGGCUGUUCCACUGUGACAGGAAUGGGAAUUUGCUGCGCAGGUUUUGGUUUAAUCAGCCUCGGAGUGGUCACAGGGUGUUGCCUAUUAGGCAUGUGCUGAGGAAGAGCCUUGUUCAGCAUCCGAUGUUCCGGCCCCGGCCGUCCAAGAAUGCUGCUGAACCGCCUUUCUUCCGUUGGCUGUGUAGUGAUCCCAGCUGCAGCUGGUGA
Messenger RNA from Miscanthus lutarioriparius, 435 nucleotides. NCBI's taxonomy places the organism in Eukaryota, Viridiplantae, Streptophyta, Magnoliopsida, Poales, Poaceae. The record is from the annotation of a GenBank genome assembly.